CAUGACUGGGCGUCCCCACUGUGCCGUGGGGCCAGGCGUGGGUGGCAGCGGGUGCACCCCAGGGAGGAAUGUGGGCUGGGAGGGGCCGCGGCUCCGCCACGACAUUCAUGCCACAGCCACCACUCUGCGGGCAGCCGCGACCCAGCAUGGCCGAGAAACCCCAAAUCCAGCUCUUCAUCAAGGCGAGCGAGGAUGGAGAGAGUGUGGGGCACUGCCCCUUCUGCCAGCGGCUCUUCAUGGUGCUGCUGCUCAAAGGGGUGCCCUUCACCCUCACCACUGUGGACAUGAAGAGGGCGCUGGACGUGCUGAAGGACUUCGCACCAGGUGCCCAGCUGCCCGUUCUUCUCUACAACGGCGAACCCAAGACUGACACCGUCACCAUCGAGGACUUCCUGGAGGACAAGCUGGGCCCUCCCACGUUCCCCAGCCUGGUCCCGCAGUACAGGGAGUCAAGCCUGGCUGGGAACGACAUCUUCCACAAGUUCUCCACCUUCAUCAAGAACCCCGUGCCUGCCCAGGACGAGGCGCUGCAGCGGAGCCUGCUGCGGGCCCUGCUGAAGCUGGACGAGUACCUGAGUGCCCCCCUGGAGUAUGAGCUGGCCCAGGACCCCCAGCUCCGCACCUCCCGGCGCCGCUUCCUCGACAGGGACCAGCUCACUUUGGCCGACUGCAACCUGCUGCCCAAGCUCAACAUCGUGCAGGUUGUGUGCCAGCACUACCGUCGCUUUGGGAUCCCCAAGGACCUGCGGGGCGUGUGGCGUUACCUCAACAGCGCCAGCGAAACCAAGGAGUUCAAAUACACCUGCCCCAACAACGAGGAGAUCAUACAAGCCUAUCGCUCCGUGGUGCGGUCGCCACAGUGAGGUGGGCGCAGGGUCGGGCAGCAGCCAGUGCCCACCCCAGUCCUGCCCCCCCAGCUCUGCCUGCACUGGCUCGGGAGGGCAGAGAGAGGCGGCUGUGCCCUGGCACCCAAAUGCCCCAAGCACCAGCAAUUGGCAUCACCCUGAGCCCACAAGUGCCUUCUCGCCUCUCGUGCCACCCUCCUGCCUGGCCAAGACCCCCUCGACCCACCCUGCAGUCCCUCUGGCACCAGGAUGGGGACAGGGAGGCCCCGGGCACUGUCCCCUCCCGCAGGGCACAGCCUCCAGCGAGUGACCCCAGGCAGGGCUGUGCCAGGGCAGCCGCGCCGGCGGCAGAGCCCUGGACCAGUGCCGGGGGAUGCUGGGGUGCGGGAUGCAGUGCAGCCCACAUCGCACCAGGGUGGGGAACAGGGGCGCCGUCCCCCGCUAACCCACCGUUCAAGAGCUCUCAGGAGCAGCUUUGGGUGAGGGCUGGGGUGACGCGGGGCAGGGCCAAGCCAUGGAUCAGAGUUCCUGGAAAGCAAUAAAGGCUUUGCAAGCGAGACAAGUGCGAGUCUGGUGUGACCGGCGCCAGCAGCUCUCUUCUCUUACAAGACUUCGUACCAGCCUCCCAGUCCUCUCCCAGUACCCAGCGAAGGCUGACCCUGUGCUCCCAGCUUUCCCAAGGGCUGGGGAGGCUCCAACCUUGGAAGUAGAAUAAAGGCAGCUGCCUCCUUGGAGAGACAUCCUGCUGAAGGCUGGGAGCAGCAUUUCCCUCUGGUAGAGCCCCCUUACCCCCUCAAACCCAGUCUUGUGCAGCCCCUGAAUUUUGGGGAAUGGUGAUUCCCUCCAGGAGCCCCAACCUCAUGAGAAGGUGGGGCUGAGUCUCUGGCAGCUUCACCAAGGUGGGGGCCUUGGACACCAGCUGUGGGGAUAUCCUCAGGGCUGGAGAUGCCACCAUGACCUGUCCAUGGCCUCCAAGCAUCUUGCCACCAUGGUGCAUGUGUGAUGACCAUUCACCCUGCCACCAUGAUGCCCCCAUGGUAUGGCCAUGGCUAACAAGUGUGCUGCCACCAUGAUGUAUCCAUGGCCACCAUCCGAAUUGCCAGGGUGGUAUGUCCACAGUUCACCAUGGUAUAUUUAUGGCCACCAUGUGCCAGGACACCAAAGUAUGUCCAUGGCCACCAUGCACCUUGCUGUAUGUCUGUGGCCACCACACAUGUGGCACACACAUGGCCACCAAGCACCAUGCUGCUAUAGUGUGUCCAUGGCCACCAACACCGUGGCACCUCCACAGCCACCAGCCCAUCACGGUGUGUCUGAGGGGAACAUGCACUUUGGUACCAUGGUGCCUCCAUGCCCACCACGCAUCCCUGCAUGUGAUGUUCACAACCACCAUGGCACAUCCUCUAUAAGGAGGCUUCACAACCUGGUUUCUUACCAGUGAGAGGAUGCCUUAGGGAGGGCUGUAGCCUCUCUGUGGGGACAUCCCAGUGGUUAAGGGUCCCCAUGUCACCACUGUCUCGUUGCCAGUCACGGUGAGCUGCUGGGACAGUGGGGUCCCAGUGCCGAGCACUGAUAGCAGCAUGGGUGUCUUGGGUCUUGUUCGCAUGGCCGCCCACCUGCUCCAGCACCAAAUGCCACCUCCAGCUGGGUGAGACAGAUCUGUCCCUGGAUGCCCUCCACGUGUCACCGUGCCAUGGUGAGGUCACAUGUCCCUGCUGGCUCUGUGCCCCCUUCUCACCACACAGAAGUCCCCGAGCUGGAGGCGGAGAGGAGCGAGGUGUGGUGCUGGAGAGCAGUGAGGUGCAGUUGGAGUGCCGGCAGCGGUGCCAGUCUUGGUGGCGCCAUGGCUUGGUACUACCCCAAGGAGCAGGAGAUGGCACCAGGGCUGGCCAAGUGCUGGCUGGAGCGGGGAGAAACGUGGGUCAACCUCACCGUUGAGGAUGCUGAGUGGCCAGGGGACAACGGGAUUUGCUGGGGCACCACGGCCAAUGCUGUGGGCACUGCCAGCCUCCCCAUCAGCCUCCACAUGGAACGUGAGUCCUGGGAGGGCUGGGGGUCCCCGGGUUGGAUUUGCAAGGGGGUAUUGGGAGAGCCCAUCCUGCUGGGGUACCCAGCCCCCCCCCAUCACCAUCAGCGAGCUGUGAUACACGUGGGUACACAGCACGGGUGCAGCUGGAGUGACGGACACAAGACACUGGCAACUUCACUGGCUUCAUGGUGCAGCAGCGCCAAGCCAAGAGAGGUGCCUGGCGUGUGCCCAUUCCCUGGCAAAUGGCUGCUGGUGACAUCAAGAUCCACUGUGACCGGUGUCUGGGGGGCUGGACCUGGUGAUCUGUGCUUUCCACAUCCUGGCUGUCAACCACAGGAUGGCCGGGCACUCCUCCGAGGUGCAGGCACCAAGCAAGGUGGGUGGGGGACACUGCUUCAUGUGGGCAGAGCAGAGUUUGAGUGAAGAAGGGUGAUGUUUGCAUCCUGGUGGAGCUGAAGAGUUGAGCGUGAGGAGCUGUCAGUAGGUUUCAGAGUGAACAGGCACAGGCUCUCACUUCUCUCCACCUUUCUGGGCUUUUCUGGUCCUUGCACUGGGGGUGCCUGCUGCCUGCCACACUCACGCCUCUCCUGCACAGCUUGCACAUGGCUGUCUCAUUACCCUAAUUACACCUGGGGCAGGUUUGGGCUAAUGAGCAGCCACUCUAUUCCAGCUGAGCCUCCCUUUGAGGGCUACUCGGUGGUGAUGGGGGCAACACUGCCAGGGAUGCUGGUGGCCCUCAAAGCAUUAGUUCUGGCUGUGCGCUGUGUUGCCUGCCACCAGGACACCCUUCCAUGAGAGUGCCAGGGUCAGGGGGGCUGAACAGCAGGCAUCCCGCAAUCCCGCAUCUCCCACCCAUCUGUCCGUCUCCAGGGUUGUACAACCUGCUCUUCCGCAUGUAUCAUAGAACCCCAGAAUGUCCUGAGUUGGAAGGGACUCACAAGGAUCAUCGAGUCCGACUCCUGUCCCUGCACAGGACACCCCAACACUCACACCAUGGGGUUGAACGCCUUGGCCAAAUGCUGCUGGAAAAUUGUCAGGCUUGGUGCCGUGACUGCUGCCCUGGGAGCUGCUCCAGUGCUCCACCGCCCUCUGGGGAAGAACCUUCUCCUAAUGUCCAACCUAACCCUCCCCUGGUGCAUGUUCCUGCCAUUCCCUUGGGUCCAAAGAGAAGAGCUCAGUGCCUGCUCCUCCUCCUCCCUGUGUGGGGGCCCUGGGGCUGUUCAGCCUGGAGGAGGCUGAGGUGAGACCUUAUCGCUCUCUGCAGCUCCGGGAAAGGAGGUUGUGGUGAGGUAGGUGCUGGGCUCCCAAGGAACAAGUGAUAGGACGAGAGGAAAUGGCCUCAAGUUGUGACAGGGGAGGUUUAGAUUUGAUAUUAGGAGAAAUUUCUUUACUGCAAGAGUGCUGAAGCCCUGGCAGAGGCUGCCCAGGGCAGUGGUGGGGUGUCCAUCCCUGGAGGGUUUAAAAACUGUGUGGCUGUGGCACUUGGGGACAGUGUUCAGUCAGCACAAUGGGGUUGGGCUGACGGCUGGACUGGAUGAGUUUAGAGGUCUUUUCCAACCCUAACAAUUCUGUGAUUCUGUGCAAGAAUGUGCCAAGCCCAGAAAAUGGCAGAGAAAGUCACAUUUGCACUCUUCCCAGUUUUCUUUCCUCUCUCCUGCUACGCACAGCUCUGUGCUGGCCCCCCAGCGCCAGGCAUCUCCUUCCACGCAGCCCUAACCAGGUACAACGCUGCACGACCUCUCCCUUCCCCUGCGGUGUGAACACAGCUCAGUUUUAUGGCCACAGCUGCUCAGCAGUCACAGGGGAACGGCGGAUUUUAACCCAACAUGGUACAACUAUGUCUUUGCCUCUGGCACUGGGGCUGUUACGGAGCAAAAUCUAAGCACACAAGGAAUGGACAAAGCUUCAAGAGGUCCUGCUCUCCGAGGCCAGCACACGCCACUGCAAGCCACACACUGCCAGGGCCUUUUGCUACAGCUGCCCCCAUGUUCUCACCCGGGGACCAAGGACUUGGUGGGCUCCAAUGGCAACAGCCUCUGCAAAGGGGAAAU
Messenger RNA from Cuculus canorus (common cuckoo), 4925 nucleotides. RefSeq names its product chloride intracellular channel 3 (gene CLIC3). The coding region runs from base 69 to 863 and encodes 264 amino acids. The transcript is spliced from 6 exons. The record is from RefSeq and is a predicted model, not a curated record. NCBI's taxonomy places the organism in Eukaryota, Metazoa, Chordata, Aves, Cuculiformes, Cuculidae.